AAAAAGAGAGAUCACAUGGCAUUCUGCUCAACCAUUGGCCAACUAACCUACAAUAACAUAUAGCCAUUUGAGCAAAUGGGGUCCAUUAAUGGGACCAUAUGUUCAAAACCCCAACUAUAAUUCACACAAAGGAAAGAAGUAACAUGUAAAGGUAUUGAGAAUAAAAAAUGGAAUGUCAGGCGCUAUCAAACAAUCUCUUCCUUUGCAGACCUACAUUACUCUUAAAGUCCUCUGCCUAUAUAAACACCAAACAAACUCCUCAUUUUGGCCAUCUGAAAUCCACCAAUCACAUAAAACACACAAAGAUAAACACACACUAGUACACACUUGCCAAUCACAUGGGUUGUUUUAGUUUCAAGAAACUUACAUUUGCAUUUGUGGUUGCAAUUUUAGUAUGGGCUUCAAGCAUUGAAACUUGCAAUGGUAGAAGGGGUAAGCAUUGGAGGCAUAGCAGAGAUACUUUAAGUUCUUUGUACAAGAAGAAAGGAAACAAUCAUGGACACCAAAUCAUUGUUGAAAAGCCGAAAUCGAAAUCAAAAUCAAAACCAAAACCGAAACAAAAACAUCCACUUCCAACCCCAGAAGAACCGAUAGCUCCUCCACAAAAAGGUUCAAAAUUUAAUGUCCUUGACUAUGGAGCUAAAGGGGAUGGUGCUUCUGAUGAUACACUGGCAUUUCAAGCGGCGUGGGCGGAUGCUUGUAAAGUGGAAGCGUCAACGAUGAUUGUGCCAUCGGAUUAUGAGUUUCUCGUGGGACCCAUUUCUUUCUCCGGUCCAUAUUGUCAAAGAAACAUUCUAUUUCAGCUUGAUGGUACAAUCAUAGCUCCAACAGAUGCACAAGCAUGGGGUAAAGGUCUCCUACAAUGGCUUGAAUUUACAAAACUUGUAGGGCUCACAAUUAGAGGAAAAGGCACCAUUGAUGGAAGAGGUUCAGUUUGGUGGACAAAUUCUAUAGUUGAUGAUCCUAUUGAUAAUGAAGAACAACAAAUUAUUUCAUUAGACAACACUACAGUUACACAAAAUCCACAAGUAGGCAGCUCACUGGAGGGGAAAAUGCCUAGUAUAAAGCCAACUGCGUUAAGGUUUUAUGGGAGUUUUAAUGUGACAGUCACAGGCAUAACAAUACAAAACAGUCCUCAGUGUCAUCUCAAGUUUGACAACUGUGACGGAGUUUUAGUGUACAGUCUAAGCGUUUCGUCUCCCGGUGACAGCCCCAAUACUGAUGGAAUUCACUUGCAGAACUCCAAGAAUGUGUUAAUCCACACUACUGAUCUUGCAUGUGGUGAUGACUGCAUAUCGAUACAAACGGGAUGCACAAACGUAUUUGUACACGAUGUAAAUUGUGGGCCCGGGCAUGGAAUAAGCAUUGGAAGUUUAGGAAAAGAUGGCACAACUGCGUGUGUUUCCAACAUCACUGUUCGGGACAUUAACAUUCAUAACACAAUGACUGGUGUUCGGAUCAAGACUUGGCAGGGAGGGGUAGGGUCAGUACAAGGAGUGUUAUUCUCGAACAUUCAAGUUUCCGAAGUCCAAUUUCCGAUCAUGAUUGAUCAAUACUACUGUGACCACAGCAGCUGCACGAACCACACGUCUGCAGUGGCUCUCUCAAACAUUGCAUACGAAAAUAUACGAGGAACAUAUACAGUUAAACCAGUUCAUGUCUCAUGUAGUGACAGCAAACCUUGUAUGGAUGUAAGGUUGACCGAUAUUGAACUAAAACCUAUGCCUAAAGGCUACCACAUGUAUGACCCGUAUUGCUGGCAAGCUUUUGGGGAAUUAUACGCUCCUACUAUCCCAGAGAUCGGUUGUUUGCAGCAAGGCACACCGUCAAGCAGCUGGGAUCCCGAUGAAACUGGAUGUGCGCUGUAGGCGCGUAGCCUAAACAUGAUUGGGUUUUUUUUCGCAUAUCAUACCGAUGUCGAUUCGUUUUUGUCCUGUCGUAGUCACUGUACCUUUUUUGUACAUAUAAGACACUAGAAGAUGGAUUUUAAUAUUUUACCAUUUGGGUCAUUAUGUGGAUAAUGAUCCAAGUGGUACAAAAAAACGGCAUACCAGCCGAAAUGAGAUGAAAGAUCAUCUUUUAAUGACGCGAAUGUACAAAACGAAGUACAAUGGCUAAAACAGGAAGAAAGUGAAAGUAGGUGGGUAUUUAUGUAAAAUCAACCCUAUAUGAUUUCGUGCAUCAAUUAGUGAGGUCGGUGUAGUUGCUGGCCCCUUUUCACAUUAUACAGGUGCUCGAAGGCGAUUAUAUAUAUAGGUAAUAUUACUAUACGGGACUGGUUGUAUUAUAGGGAUUCUUGAUUCUUAUUAUGUCAGUGUAAACACCACAAAAAAGUUGUCUUCGUUUUCAUUAUCAUUUCAUUGUUAUGCUUAGUUA
This is a messenger RNA of Helianthus annuus (common sunflower), 2376 nucleotides long. RefSeq names its product polygalacturonase At1g48100. Gene Ontology annotation, biological process: carbohydrate metabolic process. NCBI's taxonomy places the organism in Eukaryota, Viridiplantae, Streptophyta, Magnoliopsida, Asterales, Asteraceae. Gene Ontology annotation, molecular function: polygalacturonase activity. The transcript has 7 exons. The record is from RefSeq and is a predicted model, not a curated record. The coding region runs from base 339 to 1868 and encodes 509 amino acids.